CCCCUUUAUAUCACAACCCUUUUUCAUCAUAAACAAUGGCUCGUACCAAGCAAACCGCCCGCAAGUCCACUGGUGGCAAGGCCCCCCGUAAGCAGUUGGCUACCAAGGCCGCCCGCAAGUCUGCUCCCUCCACCGGUGGCGUCAAGAAGCCCCAUCGUUACAGACCCGGUACCGUCGCUCUCCGUGAAAUCCGUCGUUACCAAAAGUCCACCGAGCUCUUGAUCCGCAAGCUCCCCUUCCAGCGUCUUGUCCGUGAAAUCGCCCAGGACUUCAAGACCGACUUGCGUUUCCAGUCCUCUGCCAUCGGUGCCCUUCAGGAAGCCUCUGAAGCUUACCUCGUCUCCUUGUUCGAAGAUACCAACUUGGCUGCCAUCCACGCCAAGCGUGUCACCAUCCAGCCCAAGGAUAUCCAGUUGGCUCGUCGUCUCCGUGGUGAGCGUUCGUAAA
Zychaea mexicana is the source of this 447-nucleotide messenger RNA. RefSeq names its product histone H3. Gene Ontology annotation, molecular function: DNA binding; structural constituent of chromatin; protein heterodimerization activity. Bases 36 to 446 code for a protein of 136 amino acids. The transcript has a single exon. The record is from RefSeq and is a predicted model, not a curated record. Gene Ontology annotation, cellular component: nucleosome. Lineage: Eukaryota; Fungi; Mucoromycota; Mucoromycetes; Mucorales; Lichtheimiaceae.